Mesorhabditis spiculigera is the source of this 1548-nucleotide messenger RNA. Lineage: Eukaryota; Metazoa; Nematoda; Chromadorea; Rhabditida; Rhabditidae. The record is from the annotation of a GenBank genome assembly.
AUGAGGACGGGUUUGUACUUAUUUAUUUUCCUAUCCUUUAUUCCGUUGGCUGCGGGAAAUGAAGACGCGAAACGAUUGUACGACGAUCUGAUGGUGCAUUACAACAGACAUCGACGGCCGGCCAUGAACCCGAAAGAGCCGACGACGAUUAAAUUAAAGCUGCGGUUAUCGCAGAUUAUCGAUGUGGCCGAGCUGGACCAGGUGAUGACGUGCAGUGUUUGGCUGAAGCAGGUAUGGAUGGACAAGAAACUGUCGUGGAAUCCGAAGAAUUACGGCGGCGUCUCGGUGCUCUACGUUCCUUAUGAAAUGAUCUGGGUGCCCGAUAUUGUCCUCUACAAUAACGCGGAGAGCUACUACAACAUCACCAUCUCGACGAAGGCCACGCUGCACUAUUCGGGCGAGGUCACCUGGGAACCGCCGGCCAUCUUCAAGUCGUUGUGCCAGAUUGACGUCCAAUGGUUUCCCUUCGAUCAGCAGGAGUGCCAUCUGAAAUUCGGCUCGUGGACGUACGCGGACAAUUUAUUGAAGCUCGACUUGUUGGAACACAACGUCAGCCACGUGACCGAACAGAACGAACAGGGAGAAAUGGAUAACGUGACGAUCGCCGUAGAUGGCAUCGAUUUGUCCGACUAUUACCCAUCCGUCGAAUGGGAUAUCAUGUCUCGAGUGGCAAAAAGGAGAAGCAAGAAUUACCCUAGCUGCUGCCCGGGAUCCGCCUAUAUGGACAUUAUCUAUUACCUCGAACUGCGCAGAAAGCCGCUUUUCUACACGGUUAACCUGGUUUUCCCGUGUGUUGGCAUCUCUUUUCUGACGAUUCUCGUCUUCUAUUUGCCCUCAGACUCUGGAGAAAAGGUGACGCUCUGCAUCUCGAUCCUCGUCGCGCUCACUAUCUUCUUUUUGCUACUGACCGAAAUCAUCCCAGCCACCUCUACCACACUGCCACUAAUCGGCAAAUAUCUGUUAUUCACGAUGGUGAUGGUCACGCUCUCCGUUGUCGUCACCGUCAUUUCCCUAAACCUCCAUUUCCGGACCCCGACCACCCAUAUAAUGCCUAACUGGGUGAAGAAGGUGUUCUUGAAUUGGCUGCCGAAGCUCCUCUUCAUGCGUCGCCCCCUGACCGAGGCCGAGGAGAACUUUAAGAAGGUCAACCCGAAAAUGCUGGCCGCGGGCCCUACAACACUUGAGGGGAAAAUCGCGCUCAACUACCACGAGCACCGGGUCAAAGAGAAUACCGGCUUCGGCCGAGCGCUGGCGAAUGCAGCGAUUGACGAACGCAUUCAAAAGCUCUAUUUCUCGCCGCAGGUAGUGAAAGCCUUCGAAAAUAUAUGCUUUAUCGCCGAACUGCUGAAGAAGAAGGACCGCGAUGAUAAGAUCGACGAGGAUUGGAAGUAUGUUGCGAUGGUGCUCGACCGGUUAUUCCUGUUGAUAUUUGCGAUCGCAUGUUUUGUGGGGACAAUCUACAUCCUAUUACAGGCGCCAACACUUUACGACAACAAAAAGCCGAUCGAUCUGCACUACAAAGCUACAAAUGUCACAUCCGGAAUCAGC